Molecule: messenger RNA, 5347 nt
Organism: Porites lobata
Lineage: Eukaryota; Metazoa; Cnidaria; Anthozoa; Scleractinia; Poritidae
Source: the annotation of a GenBank genome assembly
GACAACAGCAAAAACGGUAACAAAAGCGGUGACAAAAACGGUGACAACAGUGACAACGGUGACAACAGAGACAAUGGUGAAAACAUUGACAACAGUGAAAACGACAACAACGUUGACAACAGUGACAACAGUGACAACGGUGACAACAGUGACAACGCUGACAACAGUGAUAACGAAGACAACAGUGACAACGGUGAAAACAGUGACAACGGCGACAAGAGUGACAACCGUGACAACGGUGACAAUGGCAAAAACGGUGACAACGAGUGACAACGGUGACAACAGUGGUGACAACAGUAACAACAGUGACAACGGUGACAAAAGAAACAACAGUGACAACAGCGAAAACGGUGACUACAGUGACAACGGUGGCAACAGUGACAACCGGUGACAACCGUGACAACGGUGAUCACGGUGACAACAGUGACAUGGGUGACAAAGGUGACAAUGGGUGACAACAGUGACAACAGUGACAACGAUAAUAACGGUCACAACAGUGACAACGGUGAAAACAGUGACAACGGUGACAACCAUGACAACGGUGACAACAGUGACAACGGUGACAACAGUGACAAUGAUGACAACAGUGACAACAAUGACAACAGUGACAACAAUGAUAACAAUAACAACAGUGAAAACGGUGACAACGCUGAACACGCUGACAACGGUGACAACGGUGAAAACAGUGACAACAGUGACAACGGUCACAACGGUGACAAAGGUGACAAUCAUGACAACAGUGACAACGGUGACAACAGUGACAAAGGUGACAACGGUGAAAAAGGUGACAACAGUGACAAUGGUGAAAAUCAUGACAACAGUGACAACGGUGAAAACGGUGACAACGAUGACAACAGUGACAACGGUGACAACAGUGACAACGGUGACAACAAUGACAAAGGUGACAACGGUGAAAAAGGUGACAACAGUGACAAUGGUGACAACGGUGACAACGGUGACAACAGUGACAUCGGUGACAACGGUGACAAAGGUUACAACAGUGACAACGGUGACAAGAGUGACAACAGUGACAAAGGUGACAACGGUGACAACAGUGACAACGGUGACAACAGUGACAACGGUGACAACAAUGACAAAGGUGACAACCGUGAAAAAGGUGACAACAGUGACAAUGGUGACAACAGUGACAACGGUGACAACGGUGACAACAGUGACAUCGGUGACAACGGUGAAAAAGGUUACAACAGUGACAACGGUGACUACAGUGACAAAGGAGCCAACGGUGAAAACAGUGACAACGGUGACAACCAUGACAACGGUGACAACAGUGACAACGGUGACAACAGUGACAACAGUGACAACGAUGACAACAGUGACAACAAUGACAACAGUGACAACAAUGAUAACAAUAACAACAGUGACAACGGUGACAACGCUGAACACGCUGACAACGGUGACAACGGUGAAAACAGUGACAACAGUGACAACGGUCAAAACGGUGACAAAGGUGACAAUCAUAACAACAGUGACAACGGUGAAAACGGUGACAACAGUGACAACGGUGACAACAGUGACAAAGGUGACAACGGUGAAAAAGGUGAUAACAGUGACAAUGGUGACAACAGUGACAACAGUAACAACAGUGAAAACAGUGACAACGGUGACAACAGUGACAACGGAAGAAACAGUGACAACCGGUGAGAACCGUUACAAUCGUGAUGACGGUAAAAACAGUGACAUGGGUGACAAAAGGUGACAAUGGGUGACAACAGUGACAACAGUGACAACGAUGAUAACGGUCAAAACAGUGACAACGGUGACAACGGUGAAAACAGUGACAACGGUGACAACCAUGACAACGGUGACAACAGUGACAACAGUGACAACGGUGACAACAGUGACAACGAUGACAACAGUGACAACAAUGAAAACAGUGACAACAGUGACAACAAUGAUAACAAUAACAACAGUGACAACGGUGACAACGGUGAAAACGGUGACAACAGUGACAACGGUCACAACAGUGACAAUAAUGACAACAGUGACAACGGUGAAAACGGUGACAACGAUGACAACAGUGACAACGGUGACAACAAUGACAAAGGUGACAACGGUGAAAAAGGUGACAACAGUGACAAUGGUGACAACAGUGACAACGGUGACAACGGUGAGAACAGUGACAUCGGUGACAAAGGUUACAACAGUGACAACGGUGACAACAGUGACAACAGUGACAAAGGUGACAACGGUCAACACAGUGACAACGAUGACAAUCGAGACAACAGUGACAACCGGUGACAAAAGUGAAAACGGUGACAGCAGUGAUAUGGGUGACAACGGCGACAAGAGGGACAACAGCGACAACGGUGACAGCAGUGACAACGGUGAAAACGGUGACAACGGUGACAGCGAUAACAACGGUGACAACGAUGACAACGGUGACAACGGUAACAACAGUGACAACGGUGAGAACGGAAACAACAGUGACAACCAUGAAAACGAUCACAACGGUGACAACACUGAAAACGGUGACAACGGCGACAACAGUGACAACAGUGACAACGGUAACAACGGUAAAAAAGGUGACAACAGUGACAAUGGUGACAACAGUGACAACGGUGACAACGGUGACAAUGGUAAAAACAGUGACAACAGUGACAACGGUGACAACGGUGACAAAGGUGACAACAGUGACAACCGUGACAACGGUGACAAAGGUGACAACGGUCACAACGGUGACAACAGUGACAACGAUGACAAUGGUGACAACAAAGACAACGAUGACAACCGUGACAACGGUGACAACACGGACAACCGGUGACAACGGUGACAACAGGAACAACCGGUAACAACGGUGACAACUGUGAUAUGGGUGAAAACGGCGCCAAAAGGGACAACGGCGACAACAGCGACAACGGUGACAACGAGUACAAGAGUGACAACUGUGACAACGAUGAAAACGGUGACAAUGGUGACAACAGUGACAACGAUAACAACGAUGACAACAGUGUCAACGAUGACGACGGUGACAACGGUGAUUAUGGUGACAACAAUGACAACGGUGACAAAGGUGACAAAGGAGAAUACAGUGACAAAGGCGACAACAGUGACAACGAUGACAACAGUGACAACGAUGACAACUAGACAACGGUGACAACGGUGACAACUGCGACAACGAUGACAACGGUGAUAACAAUGACAACAGUGAUCACGGUGACAAUGGUAACAACAGUAACAACAGUGACAAUAGUGACAACAGUGACAACAGUGACACCAGUGACAACGCUAACAACGAUCUUAACAGUGACACCGGUGAUAAAAGUGACAACGGUGACAACAAUGACAACGGUGACACAAGAGACAACAGUGACAACGGUGACAACGAUGAAACCGGUGACAACGGUGACAUCGAUGACAACGGUGACAACUAUGACGACAGUGACAACGGUGACAACAGGGACAACCGAUGACAACUGUAAUAUGGGUCACAACGGCGCCAAGAGGGACAACGGCGACAACAGCCACAAAAGUGACAACGGUGACAACGAUGACAACGGUGACAACGGUGACAACAGUGACAACGAUGACAACGGUGACAACAGUGACAACGGUGACAACAGUGAACACAAACACAACGAUGACAACAGUGACAAAGAUGACAACAGUGACAACGGUGACAACCAGUGACAACAGUGACAACGCUGAAAACGGUCACAACGGUGACAACGAUAGCAACGGUCACAACAGUGACAACGAUGAUUAUGGUGACAACGGUGACAAAAGAGACAACAGUGACAAAGGUGACAACAGUGACAACGAUGACAACAGUGACAACGAUGACAACGGUGAUAACAAUGACAACAGUGAUGACGGUGACAAUCGUGAAAACGCUGACAACAGUGACAACAGUGACAACAGUGACAACGUUGACAACGGUGACAACGGUAACACUAAUGACAACGGUGACAAAAGAGACAACAGUGAGAACGGUGACAACAGUGACAAUGAUGAAACCGCUGAAAACGGUGAAAACGAUGACAACGGUGACAACUAUGACGACGGUGACAACAGUUACAACGGUGACAACGGUGACAAUGAUGACAACAGCGACAACAGUAACAACGCUGAGAACGGUGACGACGAUGACAACAGUGACAACAGCGACAACGCUGACAACGUGACAACGGCGACAAUGGUCACAACCGUGACAACAAUGACAACGGUGACAACAAUGACAACACUAAUCACGGUGACAAUGGUGACAACAGUGACAACGGUGCAAAAGUGACAAGAGUGACAACGGUGACAACGAUGACAACAGUGAAAACGAUGACAACAGUGACAACAGUGACAACAAUGACAACGGUGAAAACCGUGACAACGGUGACAACAGUGACAACGGUGACAACGAUCACAAAAGUGACAACGAUAACAACAGUGACAGCGGUGACAACAGAGACAACGGUGACAAAAGUGAAAACAGUAACAACGGUGAGAACAGUGACAACGGUGACAAUGGUGACUACGAUGACAACAGUGAGAACAGUGACAAGAGUGAUUACGGUGACAACCGUAACAGCGGUAAGAACGGUGAGAAUGGUGACAACAGUGACAUUGGUGAAAAUAGUGACAACAGUGACAAUGGUGACAAUGGUGAUUACGGUGACAACAGUGACAACAGUGAAAACGAUGACAACGGUGACAACAGUGACAACGGUGACAACAGUGACGACGCUGACAACAGUGAUAACGAAGACAACAGUGACAACGGUGAAAACAGUGACAAUGGCUACAACAGUGACAACCAUGACAACGGUGACAAUAGUAAAAACGGUGACAACGGUGCAACAGAGGUGACAACAGUGAAAACGGUGACAACAGUAACAACAGUGAAAACAGUGACAACGGUGACAAAAGUGACAACGGUGCAAACAGUGACAACCGGUGAGAACCGUUACAAUCGUGAUGACGGUAAAAACAGUGACAUCGGUGACAAAAGGUGACAAUAGGUGACAACAGUGACAACAGUGACAAUGAUGAAAACGGUUAGAACAGUGACAACGGUGACAAUGGUGACAACAGUGACAACGGUGACAACGGUGACAACGGUGAAAACAGUGAAAACGGUGACAACCGUGACAACGGUGACAACAGUGACAACAAUAACAACACUGACAACAAUGACAACAGUGACAACGGUGACAACAAUGAUAACAAUAACAACAGUGACAACGGUGACAACGGUGAAAACAGUGACAACGGUGACAACGGUGACAAUGGUGAAAACAGUGACAACAGUGACAACGGUGACAACAGUGACAAAGGUGACAAUGAUGACAACAGUGACAACGGUGAUAAUGGUGACAACGAUGACAACAGUGACAAU